Molecule: messenger RNA, 3500 nt
Organism: Rhipicephalus microplus (southern cattle tick)
Lineage: Eukaryota; Metazoa; Arthropoda; Arachnida; Ixodida; Ixodidae
Gene: Cbp53E
Product: Calbindin 53E
Biological process (GO): regulation of long-term synaptic potentiation; regulation of presynaptic cytosolic calcium ion concentration
Cellular component (GO): nucleus; dendrite; synapse
Molecular function (GO): calcium ion binding
Source: RefSeq, a predicted model, not a curated record
GCCGUCCGAGUGCCGGGCGCGCACCUGCGGCGCGGACCCGCGGUGAAGGCAGGUCGAUACUGCGGCUGCGCAGAGGCGAGGAGGCGCCCCCCGGUGGAGCGGCGAGUGGCCAACAGUAGUGGGACGCAGCUGGCCGGCCGCAGCUUCUCGUCGUCGCCCGCACGAGCAGCAGCCGCACUCCGAGCACACUAGGUGCACUCUCACAACAGCGCGCCCCGUUACGCGACAACCCUCCGCCGCCACUCGGCCCUGUCGAUCGCUCAGACGACAACGUCUCCCCAAUCUUCCUCUACCUGCGUAUUAUCCCACCCUCGUGCCCUGCUCUUACAGACCGUUCCUCUGCCAAAAACUUAACGCGCGAUGGCCGAAAGCACCAAGGCAGGCAACAAGGGCAGUGCCAACUUCAUGCGCCAGUUCAGGGACAAGAAGACUAGGGAGCUGAAGAACCUGACGGCCAGCCAGUUCAUGGACGUCUGGAGCCACUACGACAAGGACGGAAACGGCUUCAUUGAAGGACGAGAGCUGGACAACUUUCUCCGCGAAUUUGUUUCCAGCGUCAGUUUGUCCGACGUAGGACCAGAGGUUGUCUCAGAGUCCAUGCUGGAAGAGCUCAAGGAGUGCUUCAUGGAAGCGUACGACGACAACAAGGACGGAAAGAUUGAAAUUCGCGAGCUAGCCCAGCUGCUGCCGCUGGAAGAGAGCUUCCUCUUGCUCUUCCGUUUUGACAACCCGCUUGAGUCCAGCGUGGAAUUCAUGAAGAUAUGGCGUGAAUACGACACCGACGGCAGUGGAUACAUCGAAGCAGACGAGUUGAAAAAUUUCCUGAAGGAUUUGCUCCGAGAGGCCAAAAAAGACAGCAUCGAAGAAGACAAGCUGAUCGAGUACACAGACACCCUGCUACAAAUAUUUGACAGCAAUAAAGACGGCAAGCUACAGCUCAGUGAGAUGGCCAAGCUUCUUCCAGUAAAAGAAAACUUUCUCUGUCGUUCAGCCUUUAAGCUAACUGAUGCGACAGCGGGCGCAAGUAAGUUAACAAGGGAGGACAUAGAGCGAGUUUUCGCCCUCUACGAUCGGGACAAGAACGGCACGAUCGAAAAUGAAGAACUCAAAGGAUUUCUUAAGGACCUUCUGGAACUCGUCAAAAAAGACUACGACGCGCAAGACCUGGAGGAGUUCCAGGAGGCCAUACUGCGUGGCUGCGACUUCAACAAGGACGGCAAGAUAAGCAAGAAAGAGCUGACCAUGGUGCUUCUGGCACUGGCCAAGCACUCGGCCGACGAAGACGGCAAAUAAGCGGCGCCGCUGCGGCAAAGUCGCCCCCGUUUCCACUUUGCAUCUAUAAUACUUUACAACCAACUCUACCAUAGUUCUAUCUCUCGACCGCUAUUUUCCUUCUCAUCUUCACUACUCGACCCGAACCUUUCCAUCUAUUGGCCUCGAGCGUGGACAAGCUCGCGAACGACCCUGCUCCAGGGGGGGCGCGCCGGCAGCGCUCCUUGCAUUGAAGAGGCGCGGCCUGACAACCUUGGCGCUCAAGGUGCGAGCGCAGGUCGGAACUGCGCUGAUCACGCGUAGCACGCUUGAAGAGCGAGUCUCGCGGCAUCGAUGAUUCGCGGUUGAGAGAGAGAGCCUCCCCCACACUCGUCGCCGUUCUGGCUAAGCCACUUCCUCGCGCUCCUAUUAAGGCGCUAGCGUUAGACGCCCCCUCCACCGAAAUAAAUAAGAUAAACCCUGCGUUAACUGUUAACUACUACUAAUACUAUUACUACUACUACUACUGCCCGAAUCGAAAGCGUAAGCACGUCCCUCGCCACAUAAGACCUCGAAUAACGCCCGAGUAACCUGAUCCUCCAGUCAGCUCAUGUCGCUAUUAUAAUCAGUAUAGGUAUAGCCUCAUCUCCGAAACAUGCACCCACCCACUGUCACAAAUUCGAGCGCGUGGGUAUUUGUUUUCAGUGUUGGGUGUUUUCCUGCUAAUUAUCCGAGAGAAACGCAAUACGUCAACCGGACCCUUUGGAGAAUCGAAGGAACAGGUGUUAGUAAGGGAAUAUAUGUCAAUGUCGUGUGUCAUUAAAGGGGGGUUGAGCAGACGGCUCGCCGAAACCAAGAACUCCGAGCAAAACCUUUUUGUUGUCGUUGUUGUUGCUUUGUUUAGCGCAUCCUAUCGCGUGUUGAAGGAAUCCACGCGCGAAUUUGCAAAUAAUGGUGUGUUUGACUGCUUCAUGCUGCAAGAACGCUACUAGAGCCGAGCGCAUGUCACUUGUAUCCGCCACGCGUGUCUCGCGCGUCUUCCGUGCGUUUUUAUCUGAGCAGUCGACCUAGGCUAGGCCGAAAACUGAUGCCGCUGAUGACUGCUACUUACAAAAUUUAUUCUUCCGAUCGUCUCCUUGUUUGCUGACUCUUUGCUCUGCAGGUUGAUUAUCGACCAGGUGGUAUAUAUUACAGUAUUACAUUUCAACAACUUUGUGCAGCUAUAUGCAUGAUCAAUACUGUGGCAUCUGAUGCAACAGAGUUUUACUCGUGCCACAUCAUACAGCCACUAAAAACAUACAUAUAGCGAGAAUUUAAGCGAGCACCGACCUGGGUGGAGUCACCGGAUUGAUUGGUGGAGCAUUGUUUUGUCCUCGGGAGCUCAAUAAAGUUUAUACUCAGUCGCUUAUGAGUCAUAUUAGUGAAAAUCAUGCAUUUUUUGCACCACCAAAAAUUGUUUAGAACUUCGCACAUGUGAGAGUUUCAUUUGAGGCCAUGGCGUCUUGAACUUAAAGUUACAUAUAGCGCACGAGCAUGCACCGCGUACACUAAUUCUACGUUGAAUAAGUCACGUGUUUAAAUGCCACUAAAAAAGAUGCAAGUUGGACCACGAUAUAAAAGGGUUGAUUUUUUUUUCCACAAAAAUGAACACAAACUUUCCUCCUUUAGAUCAAUCAAAUAUUAUCACAUCCUGCGACAACUUUGAUGUGGUCUCGUGGCUGAUAUACUGUUCGCUCUAAUUUGCGCUCUCGGAGGCUCCAUGCCCGAGGCAUUUGAAUGGCGCCAGAAACUCGCGAUGUGGUUAUCAAACAACACGGUGGACAUAAUUCACGUGCGUGGAACUCUUUCGUAUCAUUUUGCUCUCUGCAUUGGAAGUUGCACGUACAAGUCUUCGUUUUGGUUUUUCUUGCCGCUCCGUGAAUUGUUUGUGCGCAAGCUUAAUUUAGUGACGAUGAGCAGUUGUGUUGCCAAGCGCUUCCUCAUGUGCAUGCAGUUAAAGAUGGUUUUGCUCGCGAACUACAAUGUUAUUUGUGCUUACCAAGAAAUGUUUCCUUUUGUCUGAUGUGUCUCAUUGUUCGGUAUACCUUUCGGUGUAUGCAAAGUUGCCGCUUUAGCUACAAGAAAAAAUAUAGCUGCCACGCUGUUUAAAUACCAAACGUUGUUGACCUUGAGAUGUGUCUAACCAGAUGUGUACGCUCCUUUUCGAAAGACACCAAACUGACCAUAAUAAAGAUGAACUUAUGCCCGUU